Messenger RNA from Gasterosteus aculeatus aculeatus (three-spined stickleback), 1707 nucleotides. Its product is annotated as P2X purinoceptor 5-like. Gene Ontology annotation, molecular function: purinergic nucleotide receptor activity; extracellularly ATP-gated monoatomic cation channel activity. The record is from RefSeq and is a predicted model, not a curated record. Gene Ontology annotation, cellular component: plasma membrane. NCBI's taxonomy places the organism in Eukaryota, Metazoa, Chordata, Actinopteri, Perciformes, Gasterosteidae. Gene Ontology annotation, biological process: response to ATP; calcium ion transmembrane transport.
AGGAAAGGAGGCCGCAAGCGCAGGCGGCUCUCUGUGGAGGAAGCAUUACCGGAAAACCUCCAGACAGUAGCACAUGAACCCGACCCCACGCGGACCUGCCAACGGCGUGCCAGCACGCCAGCAUUCCUGCACAUUUGAGGAGCGUAGUAAGACUUUGGGAUUUUGUGUUGCAUGUUGUUUCAGGUGUUGGAUUCUGCUGCUAAAGCGCCACCUGGUGGCCACGUGGCGCGCUUACUAUGGCAUCACUCCCACUUUGUGGUGGGUGUAGAAGUGUGUGGUUCAUUAUGCCACUCAGCUUCAUUGUGCAUCCACCGUCACAUCACAUCUCAGUCCAGUUGCAGGAUGGCCGGGAGCUGCUCCCAAGGAUGCUUGUUUUCCUUUUUCGAAUACAAAACGGCAGAAUACGUCGCCACCAAAAAUAAGACAGUUGGAGUUUUGUACAGACUUCUUCAGUUGUUAAUCAUCAGUUACAUUAUCGGGUGGGUCUUUGUAAGCCGGAAGAGCUACCAGGAGACGGACGAGGCCGUCCAGAGCUCCGUCGUCACUAAAGUGAAGGGAGUCUCGGUGACUAACACCACGGACUCCGGUCUGCUGUUGUGGGGCCCCGAGGACUACGUCAUUCCACCACAGGGGGAAGAUGUUCUGUUUGUUGUAACCAAUUUCUUGGAGACGCCGAACCAGACGCUGGGAUACUGUGCUGAGAGCGUCAAAGUGCUUGAUGGUCGAUGUCGAGGCGACGAUGACUGUGAGGAGGGGAAGAUGGUGACGGCUGGCAACGGGAUCAUGAGCGGCCGAUGCUUGACAAAAGGUGGAAACUCUACUGGUUCCUGUGAAGUCUUCAGCUGGUGUCCCAUCGAGAAGGAAUACAAACACCAAGACCCUCUGCUGACAAAUGCUGAAAACUUCACCAUCUACAUCAAGAAUUUCAUCCAUUACUCCAAGUUCAACUUUUCUAAGUCCAACGUUUUACAAACCACCAACAAGUCCUAUCUGAAGGGAUGCCGAUAUGACGAGGAGCUCCACCCCUACUGCCCCAUCUUUCGCCUGGGCGACAUCACCAGACGAGCUGGACACAACUUCCAGGACGUGGCCACACUUGGUGGCUCCAUCGGCAUAAUGAUCGAGUGGAACUGUGACCUCGACAAAGGCGCCUCCAACUGCAAUCCACAGUACAGCUUCACCCGCCUGGACGUCACCGACUCCAACGACGCCAUCGAGGCAGGGUUCAACUUCAGACACACUCGCUAUUUUAAAACUGCCGCCGGUGAGAGCUAUCGAUCUCUAUUCAAAGUCUACGGCAUCCGAUUUAACAUCAUGGUGCACGGAGAGGCCGGCAAGUUCAGCAUCAUCCCAACACUCCUAAACGUUGCUUCGGGAAUGACUUUGACGGGUGCCGGGGCUUUCUUGUGUGACAUUGUCUUUUUCUAUCUAAAGAAGAGGAGCGACUCAUAUCAAGCGAGGAAGUCCAAAAGAUCCAAAAAUGAGGAGACAGCUUCUGAAGAGAACCGUGUGGAGGACGGAGAGGAGCAGGACAAUCUGACUUUGUAGUAAUAAUAGUAAUAAGGUAGUUCAGCAGAUUUAGUCAAAAUUCCAUGAGAAUCGUUCACUCUGUGGUACAAGCACCAAAUUUGGCACAAAGUACUAUUUCAGAAAAGCCCGGUGUCCACUGGAAACUCCCAGAGGUUGGCAAUAUUUCAAAAUUGCUGU